GGCGGUUUCAAUAACCAACUUAAUCUCAAUCGAUGUAACCCCAACCAGAAGGUUGCCGUAAAAAAUGAACGGGUACUACAUUGAUGUGGUCCAGCAUAUUGAACAAUAAGGGAAUUGAUAUUCAUCAACACAUGUGUAACACAAAAUCAGUUAUAGUAUACGAAGUAUUUUCAGUAGAAUGACAUCUGAUCAUGAACGCACUGACACGACACCCAUAAAGGAGGAAACGUCAAGUAGUCCAGUACCUUCUUCCACUCAAACCACGGAUUUUUCAAAUCAUUCUCAUUCCGGGCACAAUCAGACAGGCGAACGACUUUACAUAUGCUUAGUAUGCGGACAAAAAUUUGCCAAUUGCUCUGGCCUUAUCCGACACAAGUCAGUACACACGGGUGAUUACAGGCAUAAAUGUGAUGUGUGCGGUAAAGGAUUCGUGUACAAGUCGCUUUUGAAAGAUCACGAACACAUCCAUACAGGUGAAAAGCUUCAUCCAUGUUCGGUAUGUGGAAAAGAUUUUUCCACUAACUCGAGCCUAAAUAAACAUAUGUCGAGACACACGGGCUUCAGGCAUAAGUGCGACGUGUGCGGCAAGAAAUUCAUGUUCCAAUCACUUUUGAAAUCUCACCAAAAUGUUCAUUCUGGUGAGAGGCCUUAUCAGUGCACGGUAUGUGGGAAAGGUUUUUCCACUAAAGCUUACCUGAAUACUCACAUGCCUGUACACACGGGAGAGUACAUACAUAAGUGUGACGUGUGCGGAAAAGGAUUCAAGACUGAACUGCUUUUGAAAGACCAUGGGCACAUCCAUACAGGGGAACGGCCUUAUCAAUGCACCGUGUGCAACAAGCGAUAUUCUCGAAUGGACUAUUUAACGGUACACAUGCGUCAUCAUGAGAGCAAACCAUCAUAUAAAUGCACUAUAUGUGACAAAAAUUUCAUAUCUAAACCGGGCCUAACUGGACACAUGAGUAGACAUACGGACGAGCAUAAAAAUGAGUGUGAUGUGUGUGGCAGAAUCUUUUUCGACCGUUCGGAUUUGAAGGAGCACGAAUGCACACAUGCAAGUGAGCGUCCUUUCAAAUGCACCGUAUGCGAGAAAGAUUUUCGAGUGAAAACAUGUCUAGCCGAGCAUAUGCGCCUUCAUACUGGCGAACGGCCGUACAAUUGCACUGUAUGCGGAAAAGAUUUUAUCACUAAAUCCAGCCUGUCCCAACACAUGUCUAUUCACGAAAAUCAUUCUAGGUAUCCAUGUGAUGUGUGCGGCAGAGGCUUCCGUGAUCGUUCCAGCUUCAACAAUCACAUGUCUAUUCACACGGGUGAGUAUCGGUAUAAAUGCGAUCACUGUGGCAAAGGUUUUUGUGAACCUUCAGACCUGAAGAAGCAUCAGCGCACUCAUUCAAGUGAGAGAUCAUGCAGAUGCAUCGUAUGUGGCAAAGAUUUGAAAAACGAAGAAACUCUGACUAGACACAUGCGCGUUCACACGGGCAAAUUGUAUAAAUGUACGAUAUGCGGGAAAAAUUUAACUACUAGUUACUGUCUGACGAAACACAUGUCAAUUCACACUGGUGACUAUCAGCAUAAAUGUGAUGUGUGUGGCAAAGGAUUUUUUGAUCAUUAUAACUUAAAGCGACAUGAACGCAUUCAUUCACGUGAAACUCCAUUCAAAUGUUCUAUUUGUGACAAAGAUUUCAAACAAAAGCAAACUCUUGUAAGACACAUGCUCAUUCACACGGGCGAUAGUCGGCUUCAAUGUGACUUGUGAAAAUAUUCCUAGAAUACUGUGGCAAGUUUGGUUUGAGGAUAGGCAAAUUCAUUUAGGAUACAACAGAACAGCAAUUCAAUUUUAUUUCUGAAAAAUUGCCUACGAUGAAUCUUGUACUACGUUUAAGAAGACAUGUAAGAUAUUUUUAGAAUAAAAAUGUACAACUCCGGUAAAAAAAUGUAGAAAAAGUAUGUGUUGUGACGUUCCAAUAUAUCACAAUAAACAAUGUAAUGGAAACCGGAAGAGUUUUAACUUAACCUUAUAGUGAAUACAUCGGUUUACGUGAACUGCAGUUCGGGACAUCGUUUAAAAUCUCGGAAUGUGAAGGAAUGAGAAGAACUUGAUCGUGAAUGUUUUCUGUUCAGAGAUGCCAGGUAAAAAUUUCAAAUAUCUUCAGGCAGGGUUGCAAAAGUCAAUGAAUGUUUACGAAAGUCUGCGAAAAAUUCGAUUUUCAAAAGUCUGCACAACAAAAGAGACAAAUCUGCAGGUCUGGUAUCUCUGCUUCCGUUGUACUCAUGUAACCUAACAAAUAUGGGUAAAAAAUGAUUAUUCACGUGUUGUCAUCAAACAUAUGAUUUAAAAUUGUCCUAUACACUUGAAAAUCUCGGAUGAAAUUUGAAAUUUUCAGUUCAUAUACAGAUUUGAUUUAGACGAUAAAACAUGAGUAAAUGGACGCGUAAAACAACUUUUCAUCAUAAUUUAUCAAUUAAUCUCAAAAUCCAACCAUAACAAGGAAUUUCCCAAAUAUGAAAA
Messenger RNA from Malaya genurostris, 2509 nucleotides. Its product is annotated as zinc finger protein 665-like. The record is from RefSeq and is a predicted model, not a curated record. The coding region runs from base 179 to 1756 and encodes 525 amino acids. The transcript has 3 exons. NCBI's taxonomy places the organism in Eukaryota, Metazoa, Arthropoda, Insecta, Diptera, Culicidae.